Messenger RNA from Eptesicus fuscus (big brown bat), 1223 nucleotides. It is a transcript of the gene HAUS1, whose product is annotated as HAUS augmin like complex subunit 1. Gene Ontology annotation, biological process: spindle assembly; centrosome cycle. The transcript has 9 exons. The record is from RefSeq and is a predicted model, not a curated record. Bases 90 to 926 code for a protein of 278 amino acids. Gene Ontology annotation, cellular component: cytosol; HAUS complex. Lineage: Eukaryota; Metazoa; Chordata; Mammalia; Chiroptera; Vespertilionidae.
UGGAUCCACGGCGUGUGGGCGGGGCCUUCAGAGCAAGCCCGGCAAUUCUCCGGCGGGGAGCUACUCCCGAAGUGGCGGGAGCAGCCGCAAUGGAAGCGCCUGGGGAGAAAGAGGCGCAGGUUGCUGCGUGGUUGAAAAAGAUAUUUGGAGAUCAUCCUAUUCCACAAUAUGAGGUCAAUGCCCGGACCACAGAGAUCUUACAUCACCUUUCAGAACGCAACAGGGUCCGGGACAGGGAUGGCCACCUGGUAAUAGAGGACUUGAAACAGAAAGCAAGUGAAUAUGAAUCAGAAGCCAAGCAUCUUCAAGACCUUCUCAUGGAGAGUGUGAAUUUCUCCCCUGCCAGUCUCUCCAGCACUGGUUCUAGGUAUCUGAACGCUUUGGUUGACAGUGCAGUGGCCCUUGAAGUAAAGGAUACCUCAGUAUCUAGUUUUCUCUCUACAGUGAAUGAUUUGACCUCUGAUCUUUUUCAUACCAAAUCCAAAAAUGAAGAACUCAAGCUUGAAUUGGUAAAACUUGAAAAAAAAUUAACUGCAAGUUUAGUAUUAGAAAAAUGUCUGCGAGAGGAUCUCAAGAAGACAGAGUUGCAGCUGUCUACAGAAAGGGCCAAAGUUAACAAUCGUCUUCAGAACAUGGACUUCCUAAAAGCAAAGUCAGAGGAGUCCAGAUUUGGAAUCAGAGCUUUAGAGGAGAAACUAUCGGCCAGAGGCAUGGAGGCUUCUCUGUCUCAUCAGUCACUAGUAGAACUUUCAGAGAAACUGGAAGAACUAAAACAACAGACUAUACCUUUGAAGAAAAAAUUGGAGUCCUAUUUAGAUUUAAUGCCGGAUCCAUCUCUUGCUCAGGUGAAAAUUGAAGAAGCAAAGCUAGAAUUAGCUACCAUUGAAGCUGAACUCACAAAGGAAGUAGAAAUGAUGGAACUGUGACCAGAGCCAAAUAAACUUGGUGCUCCCGAAGAAAGUAAAUUAAAUAGGACUUUAAUCUUAAGAUGAAAAACACCUUAAGAGUAAUAAAAUAUAUAGGGGAGAAUAAAUGAUGAUGGAAAAAAUAAAAUAAAAAAUAUAUAUUUAAAAGGACUUUGUUUCCUCUUGGCAUUCCUUGAUAACUUAAUGUCUGUGUUCUUAGCUGAGAUAAUGUCACUAUUGAUAGGAUAGUGGUUUCUGCUAUGUAUUGCAUUUUUGUGCCCAAAUACAUAGUUUUCAGAAUAAAAAUGUUGGUUUUCU